CCGAGAGAAGCACUUCUUCAGAAACUCGGAACACUAGGGACCAAGUUGGCAGGAGUUGACGAGAAUCGCACCGAGAAAAGUUUUAAAGUGCCACAAUGGAUCCUGGGAGUCGAGGCCAGCUAGGCUGCAAUCUACGCAUGAGUUGCUCUUUGCUAAUUCUAGGAGCAUUUUGCAUCACACCAAACAUUUGUCUGAGUCAGAUUGAUCCACUGGCCCUGAGUCGAGCUGACCCUCAGUGCUGGGAAUCAUCUUCUGCCAUUCUUCUUGAAAUGAGAAAGCCUCGUAUUUCGGACACUGUGACUGGUUUUUGGGACUUCAUGAUCUACUUGAAAUCCUCAGACAAUCUGAAACACGGAGCUCUGUUCUGGGACCUAGCUCAACUCUUCUGGGAUAUCUACGUAGACUGCGUGUUGUCUCGAACUCAUGGUCUUGGCAGGAGACAUCUGGGAAAUCGUCAACAGGAAAUUACUGCCCUUCACUCACAAAUUACAGGAACAGAGUCCUUCAUUCAAGGCCAAAGAAUGAAUCUUCGGAAGGAAAAAUCACUUAUCCAUGACUUAAUUGGAAUCCAUAUUUUGAAAAGUGGAGUCAAAAUGCUGGGUGGAGUAACAAAAAUGGUUGGGGUUAAACAAAAUUCUAUGUAAUUAUUUUUAUAAACUCAUUGACUGUAUUUUCUCAUUUUUAUCUGAGAUCACUUGUGUUUAUGUUCCUUGUUUUUUACUCAGGAGGUCUCUAAUUUUGAGAAUUUUACUUUACCCUUGGUCUGGACCUAUUCAUUAAACUUUAUUUUAUUAUGUUUGAGAUGGAGUGCUAACAUGCUUUUUAAUUAAAUUUUUGAGGGCAUUUUAUUACUUUCACCUCCUAUAUAA
Molecule: messenger RNA, 869 nt
Organism: Protopterus annectens (West African lungfish)
Lineage: Eukaryota; Metazoa; Chordata; Ceratodontiformes; Protopteridae
Gene: FAM237A
Product: family with sequence similarity 237 member A
Exons: 3
Coding region: 96-644 (182 amino acids)
Source: RefSeq, a predicted model, not a curated record